This is a messenger RNA of Brassica napus (rape), 2790 nucleotides long. RefSeq names its product protein indeterminate-domain 5, chloroplastic-like. NCBI's taxonomy places the organism in Eukaryota, Viridiplantae, Streptophyta, Magnoliopsida, Brassicales, Brassicaceae. The record is from RefSeq and is a predicted model, not a curated record. The coding region runs from base 201 to 1970 and encodes 589 amino acids. The transcript has 3 exons. Gene Ontology annotation, molecular function: DNA-binding transcription factor activity. Gene Ontology annotation, cellular component: nucleus.
CAUAAAUUUCUCUGUUUUUAAUUGUCUAUUAAAAAUUAACAACAAUUAAUCUAAAAUCAGAAAUAUCCCGUUUUUAGGGCUUUAUUCAGAUAAGAAAUCAGUGGAAGUCAAAAAAGAAUUUAAUGUUUCGAGUUUCUUCUUUCUAGAUUCAUUUUUUUUUCUCUCUCUCUCUCACCAUCACACAUAACACAGAAGAAUCCAUGGCUGCUUCUUCAUCCUCUAAUGCUUCCUUCUUUGGAGUUCGAGAAGAAGAUCAAACUCACCUUCUUCCUCCGAAUCCCUCCGCGGCCGUCGCUCCUCCUCCUCACCACCAGCCACCGCAGUCUCAGCAACCUCUUGAAGCUCCACCGCAGAAAAAGAAGAGAAAUCAACCAAGAACUCCAAAUUCCGAUGCAGAAGUGAUCGCUUUAUCUCCAAAGACACUAAUGGCUACAAAUAGAUUCAUAUGCGAAGUAUGCAACAAAGGUUUUCAGAGAGAACAGAAUCUACAACUUCAUCGAAGAGGACACAAUCUCCCAUGGAAACUUAAGCAGAAGUCGACCAAAGAGGUGAAGAGGAAAGUGUAUCUUUGUCCGGAGCCCACGUGCGUCCACCAUGAUCCGUCACGUGCUCUCGGAGACCUCACCGGAAUCAAGAAACAUUAUUACCGUAAACACGGUGAAAAGAAGUGGAAAUGCGAGAAAUGUUCUAAGCGUUACGCUGUUCAAUCGGAUUGGAAAGCUCACUCCAAGACUUGUGGUACCAAAGAAUAUCGUUGCGACUGUGGUACACUCUUCUCCCGGCGAGAUAGUUUCAUUACACAUAGAGCCUUCUGUGACGCGUUGGCUCAAGAGAGUGCGAGACACCCAACUUCUUUGACUUCUUUACCAAGUCAUCACUUCCCGUACGGACAAAACACCAACUCCAACAACAACAGUUCAAGCAUGAUGCUUGGUUUGUCCCACACGGGGCCCCCACAGAAUCUUGAUCAUCACUCUGGCGACGUUCUCCGACUUGGAAGCGGCGAAGGAGUAGGUGGAGGAGCCGCCUCACGCUCUUCAUCUGAUCUCAUUGCUGCAAAUUCUUCAGGUUACUUCAUGCAAGACCAAAACCUUAGCUUUCAUGAUCAACAACAAGGAUUUUUGGCUGCAAGCAAUAACAUCAAGCCAUCACCAAUGAAUUUUCAACAGAGUCUGAUGCAGUUCUCGCAUGAUAGCCAUAACUCUCCUUCCUCCAAUCUCUUCAAUCUCAGUUUCCUCUCUGGAAACAACGGAGUUGCUUCUGCUACAAGCAACCAUAAUGCUGCUGCUGUUUCUUCCGGUAAUCUUAUGAUCUCGAACCAUUUUGAUGGCGAAAAUGCUAUUGGAGGCGGAGGAGGAGGGGAAGGAAGCACGGGUCUCUUUCCUAACAAUAUGAUUAACUCGACGGACAGAACAAGCUCAGGAGCAGUGCCUUCACUCUUUAGCUCAUCAAUGCAAAAUCCCAUAUCAACACCUCAAAUGUCAGCCACUGCUCUUCUUCAAAAAGCUGCUCAAAUGGGUUCAACCUCAAGCAACAACAACAACAACAACAACAACGGAAGCAGCAACAAUAAUAAUAACAAUGCCUCAUCCAUUCUAAGAAACUUUGGGAGUGGAAUGUACGGAGAAAACGAGAGUAAUCUCUACGAUUUGAUGAACUCUUUCUCUAACCCCGAUCCAACGGGAAACAACGCUAAUGGAGUAAAUUCUCCGUUUGGUUCGUACAGAGGAGUGAACAAGGGAUUAAACGCUGAUAAACAAAGCUUGACUAGAGACUUUCUUGGAGUUGGACAGAUCGUAAGAAGCAUGAGUGGAAGCGGAGGGGUUCAACAACAGCAACAACAACAUGGGAAUAGUAGAGAAAGAGUUGGCUCUUCGUCGGAUUCUGUCGAUAGAAACAGCAACACUUUUAAUCCUGGUGGUGGUCCGGCAACUUCACCACCGUAUGGAAUCCAUCAUGCUAGUUUCUAGCUAAGAGAAUUUUUUUAAAAAUGUUUCGAUUCAUCAACAUAGAUGCUAUCUUUUUCAGGUACGCAUGUCGUCAUCAAAAUCCGCAAUUAUAGUUUUGUUGCAAGUCUCUUGAUACUUAAGUUUAUCAGCAAAAAAUAGUUGCAAUUUAUCUAAACUCAGCUCCUUUUUCUCUCUUGUAAAAGAUUUUGCGUUUAUAGUUUGUAAAAAUGGAUUCAUGACAUGGUCCAGGAGUCUAGAGAUCACUUGCUUCUUCGCUGUGAGAUCAGUGAAAGCAUCUGGAAAAUGGCCCUUCAAAGGCUAGGUUACAGGUCCUUUCUUUUCCAUACUUGGACUUCUUUUAUGCAUUGGCUUUCCCACAGAGAUUCAUCUUGCCCACUCCUGCUUAAAAGGCUUGUGGGACAAGCUGUUGUGUAUGAGUUGUGGACAGAACGCAACCGAAGACUCCAUGACGGUAUUGCUACCACUUCAGCGGCAAUAUUCAAGCAGAUUGACAGAUUUAUAAGGGACGCUAUCCUAGGCAAUAGAAGACGUAAACAUUUCCAUCCUCUUAUGCAACACUGGCUUCGUUUUGAGUAGCUGAUUCCUAAGCUUCCUAUUAGCUUCUUUUGGAGUUUCAACCUUGUUUUUCAUGAUUUUUGCCUUGGUUGAUUCUUCUUCGUACUAACCUUUUUGUAAAUUUACAAACUCUGUCUCAUAUUAUUUAUGAAAUUCACAUAUUUGGCAAAAAAAAAAAAAUGGAUUCAUGACUCUUAAAAAUAAUUGCAGAUGAGUUUAUGCCUUUAUGGUUUGAGAAUCUAUAAUUUUAUUGUUUUGUUUUAAA